This is a messenger RNA of Haemonchus placei, 315 nucleotides long. The record is from the annotation of a GenBank genome assembly. NCBI's taxonomy places the organism in Eukaryota, Metazoa, Nematoda, Chromadorea, Rhabditida, Trichostrongylidae.
AUGGGAAAGGUAAAGGACGAAGCAUACGAGCUUCACAUGAAUCCUCGUACCGUUGUUCAGUGGAAGAAAUGUUUCCGUGACGUGUGCGCAGAACACUCUAGAAGGAACACACCUAUCAUCGGAGGAUUCGGAUGUGAAGUGGAAAUCGGUGAAACCCUGGUUACUCGGCGCAAAUACAACCGAGGACGCUGGGUAAGUAGACACCAAUGGCUUUUCGGAGGCAUCGAGAGGGGAAGCGGUCGAGCAUUCCUCACCCUUGUUCGGAGGAGGGAUGCCCCCACUCUCCUGCGCCUCAUCACGAAGUAUUAUACAUAA